GCGGUGCACGAGAGACGGGACAGGGCGGGAGCCGCUCUGGCCGGGCCGCCGGGCCGGCUCUGCUGCUGCGGGCACAGGGUGCGGACACCCCUUGCGUGCAGGGGGUCGGGGCAUGUGCAAGGCGUCGUGUCCCCGGCAGGGUGGGCCUGUCGCGGGGAAGUGGGUGGGUUUCCAGUCACACUCGGGCACAUCGACCGUGUUUUUCAGACGCUGCCCCCCGAGCGCCGGUCGCAGCUCUCCUGGGAGGGACUGGCAGUCGGUGUUGGAUGAUGGGCUGCACCGAGGUCCUGCCGAGGUGCACAGAAAGCUGGCACGGUGCCUCCACUUGUGUAGUCAUGGAGCAGUUGUCCACCUACACCAGCGAGGGGUGGCUCAUAGCUAGAGCUGGUGGUAGCAGAGAGAGGCCCCUUCUCAGCAGUUUGUCUGUAUGGAAAGAUCAUUUCAAAGGUGGCUGAGGGGAGCAAAAAAAAAAAAAUAGGAAGUGGGAGAUAAUUUGUAAAUUAUCUCCUUUGCCGAGGAAAGAAUUAGAAACAAUUUUCCUUAGUUUUUCCUAUCCUGUUAUCACUGGCAAUUGUUAUGUCUAGACAAGGUACGUUCAUAGCAGACACAUCCAAACACAAUGGAAAAGGGCAAUAGCAAGCCAAAAUGCUGCUUACAGGUAUUUAAGAAGUUAUUAUAAAAUUAUGAUACAAAAGGCCAAAGAAAGCUAUUAGAUACAGGAGUUUGCAUGACAAAUCAGCUCCUAUCACUCAGCAAAAUUAUUAGAUAUGAGUUCACAGAUGUCAUAGAUAUCUCUCUAGUAUCAUAUCAUUAGAUAUGAUAUUAUUAGUGUGAGUUCAUAGUGGAAGCACUGGAGUACAAGAGCCUGCCAAGCCACUAAGUCCACAGAGAAACUCAUAUACACCUCUUAGUUAACUGAUCUACCUGCAUCUGGAGUGUGUAGUCCUCUUUCUGCCACUCCCCCUUUUUGGAAGUGUAUUGUUGAAGUUUGUUCACUUGCUGGUUAGAUACUCCUCCAGCUCAGAUACACUCAGUUUAUGCUAUUGAUAACAUCCAACGUCUGCUGCAAUAUACAUCAGCCUAAAUAGCUCUUAUUGCAUCAUGACCAGAUUACUAACCAGAGAAACAAGCUAAUGUUUUGUUUACUGUUUUUUUGUUUGGUUCUGUUUAAUUUUUAUUUCUGCCAUAAGAUAAAUUCAUCUUUCCUCUAAUCUUCCUGUUAACCUUCUGGGUGUUUUCCCAUUUGAACUUGGCUUUUAUAAAUGCACUUGAUCAGAAUUGUCACUGCUGCUGUCUCACCAGUGCCCUAGACAAUGGCAUUAGUAUUCCACUUAGUCUUUUAGCCUGAUGCAGCUUCUCUGGUAAGCAAAAAGGUACCUAGUCUCAUGACCCAGAGUGCUAUACCAAAUAGAGUAAAUGGCAGAAACCUUUACCCAUCUCAUUUUCAUUCUUUCAUAUUCCCUAGUAAAUCUAAAUAUAUUUCUUCUGGAGUAUCUGGGCUGACACAGCUUUUAUUUUUUCUUUCCAUAGCUGCACUAUUUUGGUGGCCUCCUAAAAUCCUGUGUUAUAGUAACCCUCUUAGGACUGUGUCUCUUUUUGACAUUCUUGGAAGAAGGGGGUUUUUAAACGCUGUCUAGUGUGGAAGUUAGAUAUAUGCUUCCUAAGCUACCCUUUUCAUAGACAAAGUAAAUUUAGAUUAAAGAAAGAGAAAUUAGGGAUAAUUUGUGAGCUCACCACAAGAAUCCAGGUGUUAGAGCCUUGCCAAAACUGUUUUUUACAUUCUACAUACUUACAUUCUACUGUCCUGGGCAUCUCCUGGCACUGCGGCCAUAUUCAUGCUAGUUUUGCUGAUAUGAAGCAGAUAGAGCUUCUCUGAAGUGUUUUAGACCUAACAUCUCAGGAUCUUCUUGGUAUACCCCAACUUUGCCUUUCAGUGUUCUGCUUAAAAAAACCCUUUGCUUUUAUAACUACAUGUUUCUAAUUGUGCUGGGAUACAUUUAAAUAUAUACAUGAUGCUGACCCCAUAAUACCUUGAAGCAGAUAAGCUUUUCCGGAUGCUGCCAAGUACAUUAGUUUACAAGCUGUGCUCUGCAGAUGGUUGGCAAAAAGAAAAUUCCAAAUAAGUGGCUGGUGCAUUGUCUAAUGAACCCUGUUAAUUCUAAUUGGUUAAAAAAAAAUUAUUAUGAUUUGUGAGAAUUUGCUGUGGUCUACAUAUGAGGAUAUCAAUGCUGAGAUCACACCAAAAAUACAAAAGAGUGAGCAGCUUGCCCAAGAUAUAGAAAAGAAGAAAACAAAAGCCAUAGGAGGCCUCUGAAAGAAUUAAGAUUAAAAUGCAGUCCCUAGAUUAAUCUGAUAUUUCACCUCAAAAGUAAUUAAUUUCUUCAUGGCUGGGUUAUUUGUCACAUUGUUCUUGUACAUAAGGAUUUUGUUAAUAUUUUAACUACUCUGCUGAUGUAAGUUGAUCUACACAUGAAAGACCACUAUGUGCAGUGAGUGUCAGCCUACAUACAAUUUGGUAAGUUAGAGUAAUUGAAUUUUUCCUUUGUAUUACAUGGUUUCAAUAUCCAUUGUCUAUGUUUGACUAAUUAUAUUUUACAAAAGGCAGAAAGAUCGCCUUGUGAAAGGCUGCAUAUGCAGGAAACUGUUUUUACUAAAAUAGCAAGUAAAGUCAGCUGCUGUGUAGAAAGGAAUAUAAGUUGUAUAUAUUUCUGCCCUGUAUAUAGGAAAGAGCCAUUUCUCUUUCCACUGCAACUAUGUAUGUAUAAGCACCAGUCAGUCAGCACUGUUCCACUCUCAUCUGACUGAAGGGAUCGAUUAAAAAGGACCUCAGUUACCCCACUUUCAGAGGCAGGCUGUAACAACACUAGACAGAAAGAGAGUGUAGCACUUUGAAGCAAUUUUAAGUUCACUAAUCAGUCUCUGUCCUUACUGUACAUAAAAAGAAGACGUUUUCUCUGGACUUACUGAUGGUCUUUUCCUUUAAGACGUGAUUGUUACUAGAGUUUUUAAAAGGAAACUACUUAUUUGCUAAAGGUGUGAAUGAAUAAAUCUCAUUGUUUUCAAUGUCAGGUUUUCUGCACCAUAUUUUGCAGGGGCAAAUCAUCCUACACUAAUCAUGAAGAGUGGGGUGCAUGCAUAUAUAAAUGCAAACUAUAGUUGUCUGCAGGUCAUGGAAGUCACAGCAUCUUGUGCUGCUCAAGUAAGAAAGCUGUUCAAAUUGAUUCUGACAAAGAAUGAGGCCUGCCAAGGCAUAGAGAAAAAGACAAAUGUUUUGUUAUGAUCAUGAAAAUGUCAGGUGAACACGUUUUUUCUGACAUUUGUUUUCAAUCAAGCUCUAUUUUCACCUCUUCUCUUGGGAUCAAGGAAAGAGCUAAACAUGAGACUUGGAAAGCACCUGGGUUUGAACAGAAAACUCUGCUUAAUGAUUGAACUUGCCCAUGCCCUUGAAUAAUCCAUGUUUAAGGAGUUUAGAGAUGUGCUGUAAGAAGGAAAGCAUACAAAGAUAUCCUUUAUUUGUCCUUGCACCGUAUUCAAACUGGCAACAUUACUCCUCCUGACUUUGAUAAGGAGCAAGCAUGUGAGAUUGCCUGUCUAUAGGUUUUCUGUUCAUUGUCUUGAGCUUAGACUUCUCAGUCGACUCUCAAGUCUGUCCUAAGUCCUGUAAGAAAUGGCUUGAGACUGCUUUUGAUGCUGAUGAAAAUAACCCUGUGCAUUUUCUCUUCAAUUUUACCAAAUAAGGGCAAAAUUGUACUGAAGAGAAAACAGCGUGUUUUGUUGAAAAUGAUUGUUUAAUAUCCAUUUAACCUUUGAGAGAAGUUAGUCAAAAUAAAGUUAUGCAUUUUACUUUAUUGGAAGGAGAAUAUCAUAACAUCAGCAAGGUUUAUUUGGUUCUCAUCCACGUACGUAAUGUUUAAUUACAGGUGGGAACACAGCAUUCCUAGUGAUUGCUUCCAGCAUAAUUUCCAAAGGUGGAACAUAGCAUUGUCAUGAUGUUCUUCAUAUUUUACAAAUGCCUCCAAUAGUAGGAAAAACUACUGUAAGGAGUGAACUGUCAUAUUAGUACUUUGGGAAGUGGAUUACAGUGCAUUCCAUACUUAUUUUUUAAGUCAGCAGCUUGCAUUUAGGAAAGAGAAGUGCUACAGGCUUAUUCAAAAAGUUCAAGAGGACCAAGCAUCUAUAUUUCCCUUACAGUCAGCAGAAAUACAGAUAUUCCUUUAGGGUAUCACUUAAAUUGUGAGCAUAAAGUGGAUUGUUCUUGGAAGAAUUUGUCUUGUUUGCUUACUGCAGAAGGAGUGAGUUUGUGAAGUAAUGGCGAAGUCUUAGCAAAUGCACGGAGUAUGAUGUUUCUUUACAUUCGUGCAGGCUGAUUUGAAUUUUGGAGAAAAGAUCACUGUCAGUAGUCUAGGGAGACUGGUUUGCUAAGCUAAAGUUAGUCUCUCCAAACAGUUUCAAUUAUUACCUCACUAAUCCUCUUGAAAAAUUAUUCUUUUCCUAUGCCUUUCUUAUGCCUUUUGCAUCCUGUAAUAAGCAGACAUACUCCUGCCUCUGAAAUAAAAAUAGCUUCAAAUCUAUGUUCAACAUACCUGUAAUUCUGCCUAUGAUACUGCAAGUAAUGACUCCAUCAGUUUACGGCACAGUGAAGGUUUUGAGCUUUGAGCUUUUUUUUUUUUUUUCAGUACUGUUAAGGAAAGUGCUGCAUGAGUAAUGCAUAAAACCACACUAAUUUAGAGGACCACCAAAAUUUCUGUGGGUAAAAUCUGUCUUUAAAACUAUCCACAGGAAACACAUCAUUACUCAGGAAGGCUACACAAUGUACAUGGUUUAGCAGGACUAUUAUUAGAAUCCAGGUCUCCUGAUUUCUCUGGUCAUUGAACCAUACUGAAGUGUUAGGCAUUAAAGUACAUAGGGAUGAGUUGGAAGGUUCAUAGGAUUCAGGGCAACAAAUGGAUGAAAGCUUUAACUUCUUUUUGAAAAUCUUAAGCUGGUUGAAGGAGCUAUGUGAAAGGCUUCCUAGGAGAUAAAAUCAGGAAAGAAUAUGAUAUUCCUCCUUGCUACAAGGGAUAACUGCUGCUGUCAGCUGCAGCACAAGAGAGGGGGCCCAGAAGGGCAGUGGAACAGACUGCUGUAGCAACACACAGUGGUCACACAUCUGGCACCCACAGCCACUGCAGUCUUUGGCCUGAUAGUUAUUGCAAACUCUACACAACAUUAGCAUGCCCUGUGUAAUACUGCUUUAUAGCAAUUUGUGAGUAGACUCAUUUAACAAUAUCUGAUUUCCUUUUUGUUGUAUUCUAUGCAAAAUAUCCACAAGUAGUUAUACAAUACAGGACAGUAAUGAAAGUUUCUCUCUUUUCUAUAGAAAUAAUAAAGCUAAAAGGUCAGUAAUGUGUAUGCUUGACAAUAUUCAGGUUUUAAUUCUAAAUCUUCUUUGUUGCAUAGCUGUGGAAGAAGUGAAUAAACUUUAAGGCCAAUGCAAACACUCAGGUUGCAAGUGUGUAGGUACCCAAUACUACAUUUAAUGAAGAAGGUAAUUCUGAAAUUGAAUUCUGAAAUAAAAUGCUCCCUACUCUAUAAUACCUACUCUAUAAUUUAUGAAAUAUAUAUCUGACACUGAAUUUUCAAUUAAAAACUUGCUUCUUCCAAUGUCUUCUUCAGAGAUUUUUGUCCUCACUCCUGUAUGCCUCUUCAGUAGCCCAAAGAAGCUGGCAUAAUGUUUUUGAUGAUAUGAGAUAACAGAAUUAUCUAAAACGUUAUACAUAACUAAACUAUAACUAAAACUAAACUAUAACUAAAAUUUUGCUGAGAGUGUGAGUUAUUGCACAGCUGUCAUCCUGGUUCCAGCUGUCCUUUUUGAUUGCCCAAAUACAUUCUGAGAUGCCUAAAUUAGAAAGAUUUUACAUGAGGCUUUUAUAUGAGGCUUUUCUGUAAGCCUUUAUGUUAGGUUAUGGUGUCUGUCGUUCUGUCUCAAAUCAGCAUGCAAAAGUGUUGUUCUUGGAAUUAUAAUAAUUAAAGAACUUCCACAGGCUGUCAAAGUAUUUGAUAAUUUUUCUUGAAAACUCAGCUGAAACACUCUAAGUUCUUUAUGUUUUCCAUUUAGUUUUGAGCAACCUAGGUGGAAUUUUGGUCACAUUUUCACUCUAAUCACUGCAAUUUUCAUGAAAACCUAAGGUGUACUUUUUAUAAAUAGAAUCCAUUAUCUUUGAAGUCCCUAGAGCAAAACAGGUUGCUCUGCAACAGUAUUCAGUAAUCUGGGCUUUUUUAGGUGUUUUGGAUUAAAAAUUACAUUUUAAGGACUCAGAUUUCAAAAUGAUGUUAUCCAGCAGGACCUUGACACAGUUGGGAGACGGGCCUCUGCAAACCUCAACAAGGCCAAAUACAAGGUCUUACUCCUGGUUCGUGGUAAUUCCAGGCACACCCACGGGCUGGGCAGAGAAGUGAUUGAGAGCAGCCCCGUGGGGAAGGACUUGGGGGUGAUGGCUGAUGAAACACUCACCAUGAGCCUGCAGUGAGAGCUCCCAGCCCAGAAAGCCAAGGGAGUCCUGGGCUGCAUCCAAAGCAGCUUUGGCCAGUGCACUGGGUGAGGGAUUCUGCCCCUCUGCUCUGCUCUGCUGAGACCCCACUGGAGCGCUGCAUCCAGCCCUGGGGUCCCCAGCACGAUGACAAGGAGUUGUUAAAACAAGUCAGGAGGAGGGCCAGGAGGUUGGUACGAGGCUGGAGCUCCCUGCUGUGAGGAUAGGCUGAGCAAGUUGGGGCUCUUCAGCCUGGAGAAGAGAGGAUUGUGAGGGGACCUUCCAGUAUCUGAAGGGGCCCACAGGGAAGCUGGAGAGGGAUUCUCUGACAGGAAUUGGAGUGAAUGGGUACACACUGAAAGAGGGGAAAUUUAGACUAGAUAUUAGGAAAAAAUUUGCUAUGAAGGUAGUGAGACACCAGCACAGGUUGCCCAGAGAGGUGGUGGAUGUCUCAGCCCUGGUUCAAAGCCAAGUUAGAUAAGGCCUUGAGCAAUCUAGUCUGGUGGGAAGUGUCCCUGGCAGGAUUGGGACUAGAUGAUUUUUAAUAUCCCUUUCAAACCUUAAUAUUCUAUUAAUCUAACUGCCACUUAUGAAGAUAUUGCAUUAAUAUUGCAAAUUCAAAAAACUACAGAAUAUACUAGUACUGGAAAAAUAUCAAGACUUUAUUUCAGAGGUGUAUACACUCACUAUUAAAUGGCAUGAUAACUAAAAGCUGGUAAAGGAAAAAUGCUUUGAGUAAGUUUAUAGUGAUGGCAAAAGAUAGCAAGGUAUUUACAGUAAAAUGGUUCAAGAAUUUUAUCAGAUGUAAAAAUUGUUAAGCUUCUAUUUGGAAAUAUACCUACUGUGUCAAAAUGAAGCACUGAUCUCUUAUUUCUCUUUUAUACAAAUGAUAUAUAUUUUAUAUAUAUUUUUUACAUAUUUUCUGAAAAAAAGUAUUUUUAGUGAUAUACUUAAGAAUUCUCCUGAACUUUUAGAAUUAUUAUUUUUUGUUUUGGUACCAGUCACCAACCAUUUUUAUAUUCUCUAUUGCUAGAAGAACUACUGCUAGAUACAAGAAUCACAAAAAAUAAUAAGAUCUCUGUGCAUUUCUUGAAGUUCACAUUGAAGUACACACAUGACUGAUUUUUCAAGAAGAUAUUCUUCUUUAGAUUCAUUGAUACGUGAUGGCAUCCGUUCAAGAUUCCAGAUAUGGCCAGAAAGAUACAUCUGACCAGAACUUUGAUUACAUGUUCAAACUGCUCAUUAUUGGCAACAGCAGUGUUGGAAAAACCUCCUUUUUGUUCCGAUAUGCUGAUGAUUCCUUUACAUCUGCAUUUGUAAGCACGGUUGGGAUUGAUUUCAAAGUAAAAACGGUUUUCAAAAAUGAAAAAAGAAUUAAGCUACAGAUUUGGGACACAGCAGGCCAGGAGAGGUACAGAACAAUUACCACAGCUUACUACCGGGGUGCAAUGGGCUUCAUUUUAAUGUAUGACAUCACAAAUGAAGACUCUUUCAAUGCUGUGCAGGAUUGGUCAACUCAAAUCAAAACAUACUCUUGGGAUAAUGCCCAGGUUAUUUUGGUUGGCAACAAAUGUGACAUGGAGGAUGAACGGGUAAUCUUCACUGAGAGGGGAAAACAUUUAGCGGAGCAGCUUGGAUUUGAAUUUUUUGAAACAAGUGCCAAGGAAAACAUUAAUGUCAAGCAGACAUUUGAGCGGCUUGUGGAUAUCAUCUGUGACAAAAUGUCAGAAAGUCUGGAGAUGAAUCCCACCAUUGCUGCCAGCAACCAGAACACACAGCUAAAGGACACCCCUCCUCCACAGCAGUCCAACUGCAGCUGCUAAUGCAGCUAUCAGCAAAGGCAGCUCCAGUGUGUUCUAUUGCCAACAGAGUAUUUAUGAAUGGUUUAUAUGCCUUUAUUUAUACUGUCUUAUUAAUUUAUUUGGGAGAACAGUCUUGUUUUACAUCAGCUGUUUGACUGUGCAUAUGGGGAUAGACCAGUUUUUAGUCUGAAAGGAUGAUCCAUAUUUAGAACCUGGCUUUUGCAUGCAGCGUGUAUAUUAAUUUCUAUUUUCUUUUUACUGUUUUAUGUCACACUUCAGCUGGUGCCAUGUCCUCAGACCAUGUUUGCCUAUAAUUGUCUCUUGCUUCAUCAGUUUCAAGUUAUAUAGUUGAAUUGUUAGGGUAGUGGUCAGGAUGUUUUGACUUAGCUUCCUGAUGCCACUUGUAUAUUUUCCUGACUGAAAAUGAAUUUAGAAGUAUUAUUGUAGUGAGCAAAUCCCUCAUUCUGUCAGGUCACUUGUAUUAGGGACACUUCCUGGAGCACAUUGCCUUGGAAAAUCCACACUCACUAUGUUACACAUCCUGUCUGACUGAAAACUGCAGAAAUCAGAAGAAAGUUAGGUCCUGGACCUAAAGCCAUCAAAAUUUACAACUGUUCAUCAACAAUUUCCAACUGGAUGUGUAUAUACAUUCCAGAGUCUCAGAGAUAUUAGGUACUUCAUCCUGUUUGGACAACUAGAGUACUUUUAGAUAGGAGCUGCAUGUCUAAUUAAUAAUUUUCUGAAACUGGACUUAAUUUCUCAUUCCAUCAUUAUGGAGAUCCCAGUCUUACCUACCCCUGUAGAAGGCUAGUUAGCUCUUUCUAUGUUUGCCUGCAUGAGAAAUUAACCACACAGUCCUAUAUUAUGUUUGACAGAGCCAAAUCCAUUGUGUUUGGUUGUUCAUAGCCAAAAGCUGCCUUGUCACAUUGCUGUCAAACCUGCAUGCUUCAGUUUUCAGAAAUUUCAUCUCCCAUUCAGUCACUGAGACAGCUACCUGCACAGUGUCUAUAAAUGUCUUCAUUUUACUCAGACCUAUUGGAGAAAUGCUGAUGGUGUCAGUGAACUGAAGUUUGACCUGAUUUAUUUUCCCAUUUAUUUUGGCAAGAGAUUUAGGAUUUUUAAACUUUAGGAGAAAUAAAACUGUCAACAUUUCUAAUCUUAGGCUGAAUACAUUGAAAAUAUCAGCAAAAAAAACAUGAAGAUAGUUGAAUAAAGUACACAAAUUCUUUUAUGGUAAAGUGUUAAAAUAGUUAUAUUUUACAGUUUUUACUCCUCUAGUAAUUGGUGGAAGUUUCUUAAAUCAGUGUCCUGAAGUACUUUGUACAACUGCUUUACUUGCAUCAUAGUGACUUUUUUUUACCUGAACAGCAUAACUGAAGAAGCCCUGAUUAUUUUAUUUUUCCAAUUAGAUAUAAUUGAAGACAAGGCUGAAAUUUUGUAAACUGUCAGCAAUGGGAAAAAUUUGAAAAAUAAAAUAAAAGGAAGUAACACAUAAUAUAUUGAAUGACGCACAACUACAAAGAAAUCCUUCUUUACAGUUUAUGUUUUUGACAGUAACUUAUGUAACUCCUGAUACACACUAAGAGAAAAUGGCCUCCUUUUAAAAAUUGAUUAAAUAAGCUAAAUACACUUUGACACAAUAAAAGUUGCUUCCAAACAAGCACAUAGACACAUGUAAAGAGGAUAUACCAGGAGGGUUCUAACUGGGCUGCCUAGGUUAAAUUAAUCAAUGCUGUCUUCAUUCUGGGUCUUUAAACUAUGUCUGUCUUGUAAGUUAGUUUAUUUAAGUAGUUUUCCCCCUAGUAUACAUGGAGAGUAAUUUACCUCCAUGAAGGGAAAGCACCUCCAUUUUAGAGUGGAGAACCAGCCAGGAGGAAGAGAUAUGUGCUAUCCAAACCAUGUUCUUUUCUCUUUCUAGGGUGUUUUUUUUCCCCUCCCCAUUUAAGACAGCGUGUUGCUUAGUAUGCUGAGAGAUUUUCACUACUACAUUUUCACCCCAUAGGUGUCAGCUGAUUGGAAAAAACAGAAGUGGUACAAAGCUGAGCAAGUUUCAUUUGAGAUGUCUGCUGGGCAGUUUUCCAUGUGUUUCUUGUUAUGUCAGCAAAUCCAGGUCAAGAAGAAGAAGCAGGAAAACCUUGAGAUAGAGUUCAGCUUCAGCUCUCAAGUUCUUUAGACAAAUAUUAGGUUGUAUUAUUAGUCUGAGCCAUAUGAGGCAAGGAGGGGAGAGACAUAAUCACAUUGUCAAGGAUCUUGGGCAUAUCCUGAAUGAUGCAGCUUGGCAAAAACUGCAAGAAUUCUUCCAGAUUUGCUCUGAGAUGUUUGAUGUGAAAUUGUCAUAUCCUAUGCACAGUGAAAUAGGGAAAAAAGACUUCAAGGUGUCCCUUGCUGCAGUCACACUUUGCUUGUAUUCCAUUGCAAUGAAUUUAAGACCCUCUCUGCCUGGUUAUUACUAUUUAGACUUGGUGGUAGAAAUACAUUAUUAGCAUAUAUCUUUUUCAACAAAUUGAGUGGUAGAUAAAAAGUUAUUUACUUAAAUGGGAUUAAUUAAUUUCUUUUCAUUUUGCAUCAGAAAUCUAAGAAGAAGAGUAACUGUAAAGUCUAAAGAGAGCCCCUGCUUCAAUUUUUUGAGGCAACUAACUUGCUAGGCCUCCACACAUAUUUGGCCUUCUGCAUGAGAUGGGGUGGCUGGAGCAAGCAGCUGUCAGAAUGGUGUUGCUCCUUAGAGUGCUAAAUGCAUGUUAAAAGGAAAAAGCUUAUCUGAAAUACAGCAGCAGAGAAUGAGUCUGUAUCUAAAAUCUUCUCAACUAGCACUCAGAUGUUGUCAUGGAGUUCAGAGUUAGAUUAAUUUUUUAAAUGUUCAAAUAAAAUAUUUGGCACUUUUCAAGAUAAGACUAAAACCCUAGGAAAGCCACUCGACCCUCUCAGUUGACACUGUUUUGAGUAGAAGGUUGGAAAGGAUGACCUGCUGUUGUCCCAUCAAACAAAAUUUAUCCUAUCCUUACUUUUACUGAAAUUGAAAAUAUGUGGAAGUUCAAGCAGAAUUUUUCUUUUCAAACUGGGUUACCUACUGUCGGAAAAGUAGGCUUUGAUAUUCCAUCACAGGUUGGCUUUUGCAGUCACAUGCUUCAUGGCAAUAUUGAGUUUUCUCCUAUAAAGUUGGUCACAUUUAGAUCAUGAGCAUCAUGAUCUCAGUACCUCUCUCGACUAGAACUUGCCUUUUGUAGAGAAACAGUAAGGACAGAAAAGCUUUUGAGUAGUAACUUACCAAGCAUUCCUCAAAUAUUCCAAGAAUUCUGAGGGGACUAGCAGUGUUAGAAUUUUCAUUAUAUGUAAAAUUGUUCCUUGGUCGCCUAUGGGAUAGAUUAUCCAACAGCAGCCUGUGUCAAUGUGGUUCAGUUCCUCUUGACUUAUAGGAUAGAACUGCAUUUUUCUUAAAUUCAGGCAGGCUGAACAUUUUUGAAGAACCUGUCACAACUUGAUCAAGGGCCUAAAUUUAAACAAUGCUUUGUUCUUCACAUAUAUCUAGUAGUCACUGAUUAUGAGUUCCUGGAGGAGACAAGCAGCUUUUGGUUAUAUCCCUGAUCUAUCCAGUGGAGUGGCACAAUUCCUUCAAGUACCAGGCUACAAAGCACUAUAUUUUGUGAUGGAAGAGGGGAGGGCUCAGAUGAAAACUGGGAUAGCAGAAACAAAACUACUUUCGGCCUCAUCACAAAUAUUAGUGAAAAAGUUCUUGCACACCUUGCAUUAAUUUGUUGUACUUUCAACAUAGAAAUAAGACUGAAUGUCACAACAAAUAAUUGGUCCAGCCAUAGAUACCUAAUACUACACAAUCCUUUUUCCGAGUUAUGAUCUAGACUAAAGUUUAUAGCAGCAGGGUAAUCCUGUGCAUGGGCCAUGCACCAGCCUUAUCAUGCUCUAACAAUGUGCUGCUUUCUGUACCUUCAAGCUACUGGUCAGAAAAUACCUUGGGAGCACCCAGGAACAUGGGGAUUGACUGGUUCCUGUGGUGCCUCUGGCACCAAACUGCCAAAAAGCUAGCCAGCCCUACUGGGUUGAACAUUCAGAUGCAUUUUUUGAUUCUUUUAAGAGUUCAUGUUCACAAGUUACAAGUGCAACUGACUUAAUUCUGUGUCUGUUAUUUUUGGCAGUGGUGGUUAGUUUACUUAGACUUGUUCAUUUGGUGUUUUAAAUAAAUAUGAACUAGCCUAAUUUUCUGUCAAAAAAUACUCUUUCUGAACAGCUAUGUAAGUGACUGUUAACUGGAAUUGUUUGUUCCUUUGUGCUUAUACUUAAUGCAGCGCCUAGAGAAAUUACCUGACCAACUAUAUCUAUGUGGCCUUUUCCAGAGCACCAGUCUGAAAGAUUAAUUUUUUUCCCAGUCUGCUCAGCUCAGCUGUACCAUCUUAAUCUUAUUUAUUUUAGGAAUGAAGUGCUAUUUCAGGAUGCACAAAAUUUGCUGGAGUUUAAUCCCAGCUUUGAGAAUGCAUUAAAUUUACCAUUUUUAGGGAAAAAAAGAAACAAAAAAUUCUACAGUUGGUUGUUAUGCAUCUAUUUCUUCAGAGCAGACAAAUGAUGUUGCAAUUGUAUUCCAAGAGAAAUCCCUUUACAAAUUCCACCUCUCCAAAGCUACUGUCUUCUAUAUUUGUUUUUAGAGAAGUAAGUUUUAUUAUUUACAUUUUUACAGGCAUUAAUUAAAUUUCAGUUCUGAUAGAUCGAUUCCUUCUUGGACUGUUUCAUAUAGACUCACAAUGUAUGAGCCUAGUUGUUCUUUAGCGUGACAGAUUUAGCAAUGUGAGAUCAUGAGUUUGAAGCCUCAUAGAUGCAUCUUCAGGGGGUUUAGCAAUAUAUCUUCACCUAUACCAACAGGUAAAUAAGUUAUGUUAAUUUGCACCAUUGAUCCAUACAUUCUGACUCCAGAUUCUCCAAGGCUGCUCACUUGUCCUGUCUCAUUUAAAAAGGCAACAUAUUUCAAUUAUUUGAAUGAACUCUACCAGUUUUAUUUAGGGGUAAAUGUAGCUCACCUUUGCCAAUUAAGCUUUUGUUUUUGUUUUUGUUUUUGUUUUUUUUGUUUGUUUUUUGCUUUUUUUGUUUAUCCAUGGGUGUUCAGUGAAGAAUUUGUGGCUACACACAUAUUAUAUGCACAUAUAUACAGCAGUAGAUCUUUGAUACUCAUUCAUAUAUUCAAUGCUAUUUUUCCCAAAUUUAUCCUUAAAUUGUCAUUACUGCUGGAAAUGAAAUGUGUUACCAUUUGAAGACCAUAGGCUUAUUAACCAUGGUUGCAGCAGAGGUAGAUGGCUUGUCAUCUGUACGAUAAGGUACUUGUUAUCUGAUCUGGGAGGGAAGCAAAAGUCCUGAUUUUCCCACAACUUCACGUUCACAUAUAAAACACAAAUAUGAAAGUUAGAUAGACAUUGUUUACCACUUCUGGUGAUAAAUUUCCUCAAGUAAUUCUGACAUGUACCUGCAACUAGUGAUAUAUGAAAUGUUUGUGCUGUAACUCCUGUUUGGUAUUUUGUCAGUAAUGUCAGAUGUGUUGUGACUCAGUUGGACCAUCACAAUGUGUAACCUAUAUCCUAGCAUUCGUGUAUUUCAAAUGUCUUACAUGUUGCAUGAAAAAAAUGUUAUAAAAAUAGAUAUUUUUUCUAUUUUUGAAUACCUCAAGACUGAGGAAUCAUGGGCCAAUAAGUGCAAUAUUUAAUUAUUUACUCAGUGUAUAUAAACUUGUGUGAAAGGGAGAAGCAUCAUGUAUGUGUGAUAACCUGUUGAUGAUGACUAUGUGGCUUAAGAUUUUUAGUAAAUGUACACGUCUUGUAGAAAUAUUAUAUAGUAAACACUUUACCAGUGUAGUGUAAGAAUAUUCUUAAGUAACUUAAGCUAUUUUUCAUAUAUGAGACUAUGGUUACAGAUAUUUGUAUGUUUAUAGCAAGUGCAUGUCAAUUUUACUUUUAGAGUUCUGAGUAUCCUUUUUUGAGAAUUGUCAUGUUACACCAACACUAGUGGGACAGGCCUUCUGUCAGAAAAUGCUUUACACCAUUUAUAAACUGUCUGACUAUAUUUUUUAAAGCACGUUCUCUAGAAGCAUUAAAAGAACCUCUUGGAGCUCAGCAUUUAUGGUGAGUUAAUUAUUUAUUCUUAAAGAAUCAGUUACAUGCUCUGUCUGCCUCUUUUGCAUAAUAUCAUGUGGACGUGUUUUCUUUAAUCUGAUACAGUUAACUCAUAAUACUUACCUGAAAUAAUAAAUAGGGGUACCAAAUAUUCUCGCAGAUGACUUGGCAGACUGGUUGGUGCCCUGGUUUAACAUGUUUGCAAACAGCUUCAAGGUCACAGUCAGCAGCAGAGCAUAGUUGACCUAAUUGGUCAACACCCUUGGGUAUAUUUGGGACCUGAAACCCUGAAUCACUGAUCUGCCAUGGGCUCCCAGCUGUGCCCAUAGAGCCUGCAGAAAAGCUCGUUCUGUUAAUUUUUGCUAAAUCUCCAGCUUCAAAGGCAUGUGUCAUCUGCAUUAGGAAUUUACUAAACAGACACAGGCCACUGAAUCUGGGCCAUGCAGAAGAGCUGGGGAAUUGGUUUUGCCAGGCAAUUUUCCUAUAAACUGUAUAUUCAUUAGUGCCAUGCUAAAAGGUACAUAAGUAGAUUUUUAAUUUUAUUUGAUGCAUUUUCGUGAAAAUUUAUGAGGUUGAAUAAGUUAUGGUUUUUUGUUGCCUUGUUUUGUUUUUUUUUUUUUAAUUUGUUUGAUCUGGAAAAUAAUGAAAUUCUAAGGCCUAAUGGAAACCGGUAUCAUGGGUUUCCUUUCUGAUGUCAUCAAAUACAUUCUCUGAGAAAGCAAAGCAGCCAAAUUGCAUUAAGUAGCACAUGAUAGUACUUGCAAUGACCUGAAAAGUCCUUAAAAACCGUUUUUUGUACCUAAUGCCAUUAAAACUUCUGCAAAAUUACAUAGACCAGAGUGAAAUGAAAAUGUAUGUAGAUAGAAAUUUGGUAUUGCUUAAUAGAAGAAGGAAAUUCUUAUCAUCGUUGUUGCUGAGCAACAAAGUAAGAGUCAGAAUAUGAGGUGCCACUAAAAUGUAAAUGUACUGCCUGCUACAGGACUCCCUAAACUUUUUAUUGUUAAGUGACCUGACAGUUCAAGGGCUGGCAGAUAAUUUUACCUAGCUUUUUUAUAAUUCCUCACAGACAUGUGAUUACAUGCACGAAAAUAAAUGCUUUCCUUGAUAACAUGAAGCUGUUCUGGUUCUCUCAAACCAACGUGUUUGCUGAACUGUUUUUGAAGAAAAAUUGAAGUACAUGUUUAGGAUACCUUUGUGAGGGGGUGAGACUCAAUCUGUGCCUUCUCCCCCGACUCUUACUGCAAUAUAGCUACUGUGGUUUUAAAAAAUAGGUUAGCUAAAAUGCUGCUGGGUGAUAAAUUUUGUGAAUUUUCUCCAUAAAUCCAUGGAAGCUCAUCUGAAUGUUCAGUACAAGUUUUAUCCACAUGGAGAGUUUAAUUCUGUUCUGAUGUAGCAACCAUGUGUAUUCCAUUGGAUAUUCUUUUUGUGUGUGACUUCUGUAUACCAAGUGGAUUUUGUUUGUUUAAUUUUUUUGCUGAAAGUUUUUUUCUUUUUGCAGUUACAAUAAAUAUUUAAGAGACUAUA
Molecule: messenger RNA, 15939 nt
Organism: Taeniopygia guttata (zebra finch)
Lineage: Eukaryota; Metazoa; Chordata; Aves; Passeriformes; Estrildidae
Source: RefSeq, a predicted model, not a curated record